GCUACUCUGCUUCGCCCUAUAAGCAUCCUAGGAGCCUGUGCUUACCAAUCAAUUGGUACAGUCAAACAGAGCCGCAGCCUGCGUUAGAGUGGAGACCUUCAGUCUCGCUUUAUUUCUGGAUAUUGGGGGACCUCUCUACCAUGUCAUAUCCACAAUUUGGAUAUCCCUACUCGUCUGCUCCACAAUUCCUGAUGACAACCAACUCUCUGACCACUUGCUGCGAGUCCACCGGCAGAUCCAUAGCCGACUCCGGAGUAGCGGCGUCCGGGCAGACCCCGGUCUACUGUCCCGUGUACGAGAGCCGGCUGCUGGCCACGGCGAGGCACGAACUCAGCUCGGCCGCCGCGCUGGGCGUGUACGGCAGCCCCUACACCGGCGGCCAAGGCUAUGGGAAUUACGUUACAUACGGCACGGACGCCUCGGCUUUCUACUCGCUGGGCACAUUCGAUACUAAAGAUGCCACAGCUUCUGCGCAUGCGGGAAUAACCCAGGCAACAGCCUACUACCCGUAUGAUCCCACCCUGGGACAGUACCAGUAUGACAGAUACGGUUCCAUGGACGGGGGAACGAGGCGGAAGAACGCCACGCGCGAGACGACCAGCACCCUGAAGGCCUGGCUGCAGGAGCACCGGAAGAACCCGUACCCGACCAAAGGGGAGAAGAUCAUGCUGGCCAUCAUCACCAAGAUGACCCUGACGCAGGUGUCCACCUGGUUCGCCAACGCCAGGCGGAGGCUCAAGAAGGAGAACAAGAUGACGUGGCCGCCGAGGAACAAGGGCUCAGAGGAGAAGCGGUACGACGAGGACGAGGACGGGUCUCAGGAGGAGCAGAUAAAAAGCGAGAACAACGAGGACGAGACCAGAAGUCGGCCCGAUAAGGACCUCCAGCUGAGCGACCUGGACGACUUCGACACGCUGGAGUCGGAGAGCUCGGAGUGCGAGCUGAAGCACCGCUACCACCUGAACACGCACAUGACGACGACGGGCGACCUGCCCGGCGAUCACCUCAUCAAGGACACGUCUCUGAAGAUCUCCAUCCCCGUUUCUCUGGGAGGGGAGCAGGACUUGGGCAAAAGCUGCCUCAAAACGAGCCCGGAGGACUUCCAGGCGGACAGCAGGCAGCAGGUGAAGGCGUGCUACAACCAGCAGCAGCAGCAGCAGCAGCAGCAGGGACACCAGAUACUGGACGGCAAACCCCGCAUCUGGUCUCUGGCCCAAACCGCGACGUCCCUGAACCAGACUGAGUACCCGUCCUGCAUGCUGAGGUGCCAGCCGCCGCCGCCGCCGCCCUCCUCCUCCCUCAGCCCAUCCCCCGCCGCUACCUCACCCGUGACCGGCCUGGACAACAGGCAGGACUCGCCGGUCACGACCCUGAGAAACUGGGUGGACGGGGUCUUCCACGACCCCUUGUUCAGGCACAGCACUUUGAGCCAGGCUCUGACCAACACCACCGUCUCUUGGACCGCGAACACCAAAGGCGCCCUCCUGGAGGCCGAGAGGAGCUCGGCGGCCCUGCAGCAGCACCACGACUCCUCCAAAGACAGUGGCAUGGCCUUCCCCAAAAGCCUCAACAAACUCUUCUGCUCCUAACGAAACCAAAAUGAGAGGGUGUGUGUGGGGGGGUGGGGGACUUUUUGUGACUGACUGAAAGAAAAAGAAAAAAAGACAAAAAAAAAAAAAAAGCCUAUUUGUUCUCCCUCGUUAUGUCUUUAUUGGUUUUAUUUUGAAAAGCAGACUGUUACAUCGGCGUCACACGAGGAGUGGAUACCUCCGGAUCCGAUUGGCUCAUUUUUUCUUUUUUCUUUUUCUUUUUUUUUUCUUUUAAACGCACGCACAAAAACUUAUCCAAAUGUAUAACUCAAAGUUUACAUCCUUUUAUGAGGGGAAAAAAUGAUAAUAAUAGGCCUAUGGUUUACAUGAUUUAUUUCCCUUUUUGCCUUUCUUUUUUUUUCUUUAAUAUGCGCAUGCAAAUGUAAAUUGAAUAUUAUUUAGGUCUCAGCAGUUGAGUAUCACUAUUAAAAAAAAGAGACGACAAACAAACAAAACAAAAAAAAAAUCUCACAAAUGCACAGCUCUCGUUGGGGGGAAAAAAGAAAAGUGGGGGACGAGAGCGUCUCAACUUUGUUUCACUGAAAAAUAAAAAAGCAGUCGGUUUCUGAAGAAAGAAAAAAAAAA
Acanthopagrus latus (yellowfin seabream) is the source of this 2174-nucleotide messenger RNA. RefSeq names its product iroquois homeobox 4a (gene irx4a). Lineage: Eukaryota; Metazoa; Chordata; Actinopteri; Spariformes; Sparidae. Bases 141 to 1589 code for a protein of 482 amino acids. Gene Ontology annotation, cellular component: nucleus. Gene Ontology annotation, molecular function: DNA-binding transcription factor activity, RNA polymerase II-specific; RNA polymerase II cis-regulatory region sequence-specific DNA binding. Gene Ontology annotation, biological process: cell development; neuron differentiation; regulation of transcription by RNA polymerase II. The record is from RefSeq and is a predicted model, not a curated record. The transcript has 5 exons.